AUGACAUCAACCAGUACAGAUGAAGAAACAACACUCGCUGCUUUAGAAGCUGCAAAAGCUGGACUAAAUGUCCUAACCAAAGCGUCAAUUACUGAAAUACGAUCAUUUGCUCGACCACCUAAAGUGUGUGAGACAGUAUUCGAAGGUAUAGGUAUACUGUUCCAGCCGUCAAAAACGAAAUUUGAAUGGAGUGAUGCGAAGAGUUUAAUGAACGAUCAUUUUUUGAGCCGACUGUUAGAAUUUGAUAUCAAUAAUAUAAGCGAUAUGACACUUGCGCGAUUGGAAGUAUUGCUCAAUCGGGACGAAUGCCAAUUAGAUCGUGUAAAAAGCACAUCAUUGGCAUGCUACGGUAUCUGUAUGUGGCUUCGUGGUAUUGUGGCAUACGGAAAGAUUCGACAACACUUAGAACAACAAAAACAAAUUCAAACCGUCAAUAAAAAUUUUGUUAGGAAUACAGUUCUUCAUGAUCAACUGAACGGCUACUUAGUUUAUACACAGAGUAUAAGUUUAAUUCAGAUCUAUAUCCUCAACGAGUGUUACGAACAAAAAGAAUUUGUUAAAGCGCUCGCAAGACGGUAUGCCGAUGUGUUUUGA
This is a messenger RNA of Adineta ricciae, 594 nucleotides long. The record is from the annotation of a GenBank genome assembly. NCBI's taxonomy places the organism in Eukaryota, Metazoa, Rotifera, Eurotatoria, Adinetida, Adinetidae.